Molecule: messenger RNA, 1272 nt
Organism: Stylonychia lemnae
Lineage: Eukaryota; Ciliophora; Spirotrichea; Sporadotrichida; Oxytrichidae
Source: the annotation of a GenBank genome assembly
AUGAAAAACUUUAAAUUUUCAACAAUCGAUCAGAGUAAUGACAUCGAUAAAACAUAGAUUUCAUCUGAAUAAUUCUCUGAUACUUCAGAAGCAAAGUUAAGUAUAGAAGAAAUGAUGAAGAUGAUUGAUAUGGAAUAACUGAAGGAAUUCAAUCCAAAGCUUUACAAUUAGAUCUAAGAAGAUCCCAGUCAGCUGCUACUCUUAUAAGAUGUAUUGAUAAAUAAUGAUUAUUAAGCAAAGGCUGAAAUUGCUUCUCAGGCUAUGUAAACUGCUGCAGAGAAUUUAUAAUAUAAACCACCCAAAGUUUACUCUAUGCCAUUUAUUUGGGCCUAUUUUACUCCUGUUUUUACAUUUACUGCAGCAUGGUUAAUCAAGCUUCAAGCAGCUACAAACAUCCCAUGGUUACCAUUUUUUAUUGUGUGUGGAUUUGGAGUCAGAUUAAUGUUAGCACCACUUAUGAUAAGGUAGAUGGUUCUAAUAAACAAAAUGGGGUAAGCAUCACCUAAUAUAAGACUUGUAAUGAAACUUUUUAAGUAUGCGAAAAUGCCCUUGCCUUCUCGAGUUAAAAAUGUGGCAUCAGCUAUCUAUGAUUAUGCAAAAUAAACUAAAACAAACCUAGUUGCUUUCUACUUCUAUAACUUGAUUCAAAUUCCAGUGUUUAUUACAAUGGUUUUGAGUAUAAGAAAAAUAGCUUAUGAAAAUGAAGAACUGUUUGGAGCAGGAGUAUUUUGGUUUAAGAACUUAAAUGAACCAGAUCCAUACUUGAUUCUUCCUAUUAUUGCAACAAUACUCAACUAUAUCAAUCUUGGUAGAGGAAUAACGAAAGAUAAUGAGCAUUGGUUUAUUAACAGAUUUAGAUCAUUCUUUCAAGUUUUACAAUUCUUUCAUUUACCAUUCACCCAUCAAUGGCCAGCUGGUGCUUUUGUUUACUGGAUUUCUUCUUCAACAUUUGUUCUUAUGUAAACCACACUUCUAAAGAGACCUUGGUUCCUGAAUAAAAUCAAUCCGAACUUCUUCUACGACUAUCAGAAGUUAUAUGGAGAAAGAUCCCCCAAAGAUCAUGAAAAUUAUGUUGAAAGACUUUUAAAUUCAGAGGACCAUAGACUUAAGCAAUACACAAAUGAUAGAUAUGUAAAAGAGGAAUUAGAAUAUGAAAUGAAAAGAUUUUUGGCAUUCCAGAGAAUGAGAAAGGUUAAAGGUAAGACAUAGGAUCUAGCAACAAGCAGUUUAACAUGGUUUAAGAGUGGUGAAAACAAAACUACACAAAAUUGA